AUGAGACGGUGGAAAAUCGGUAUCAGGCCCCAGCUCAUCAUCCUCGUGUGCUUUUCGUCCCUCUUCUCGUUGUUGAUCCUCGCCCUAGUCACCACCGUCUACUUCUCCAACAGUCUCAGCAACCUGCGUGCAGAGCGGCUAGAGGUCAUCGCCGAGCUCAAGGCCACCCAGGUCAAGCAGGCGCUCCAGUACACCUACUACCAGAUCUACUGGCUCACCAACAGAGACUCCAUCAACUCGGCCCUCUCGUCAUACCGAGCCGGAAACUACUCCCAGGCGGUGUUUGCCGAAGCCCAGACCACGCUCGACCAGCUCCUCACGUCUUCUGAGCUCUUUGCGGGCGCCAGGCUCUACAACCUCGACUUGGAUGUGGUGGCAAACAGCUACAAUAACCUCACGGCUAUCACCCAGCCCACCAUGGAUGCGUUGUAUCCGUUUGCAAAGAACGCAUCAGUGCCUGUUCAGCUCCAGUCGGUGACGCCCUCGUCGCCAGCGUACUAUACAGGCCCCUUGAGCAACAACUCAGACGUAUAUUCCACCUACUUCAUGGGCAUUACCCUCCCGGUGUUUGCCAACACAUCCAUCAUCUUCCCAGAACCAACCCUAGCUGGCUACCUCACCGUGAUAGCGAGUGCCGACAACCUCCGAUCCGCUAUCAACGACACCACCAGCCUCAACACCAACUCCACCAAAGGCGACUCCGACGACUACAAGGUGAUCGCAGUCCGUCCCACUUACAGCAGCGCCACAUACAGUAGCAGCUCGUCAAAGGCAGGAAACAUCACCCUGAUUGACGGAUUCGAUCCCGUUUUUCCCGUGGAUCUGCAGUCAUUCUACUCCAUACACUAUCCCAUCACCGCGUCCUCCGCAGUGAAGGAGGCCUUUUCCAAGGCCUUCGGUUCUGCAACGAACGUGCGCAAUAUCGAGCAUAAAAAGGUGGCUAUCGGCUACAACCAGAUUGAACUUAAUCCCACCAAUACUUGGGCCAUCAUAAUAGAGCAAAGUCACUCCAAAUUCUACGCGCCAGUCCACAGGUUGAUCAAUAUUAUUGUCGGCGUGGUGAUUGGUACAGGUGUAUUUAUGUGUCUAGUGACGUUCCCGUUGGCAGUGUUCUUCAUCCGGCCUAUCACCAAAUUGAAAGCUGCCACCGAAUCGAUCGCAAAAUCAAAGAAGAGAUACUUGCAAAAUAAUCAUUCAAGCUCGUCUGCUGUGUCUCAUGGAAGUUCACCAUCCAUAUUAGAAUCUUCAGGUGGCUAUGAAAUUUUCACGAAACGUGCAAGAGGUGGAAAAGACGAAAAUUCCGGCUUGAACAAAAGAAACAGUGUAAACUCGGUGUACACUGGCACCACGGUCUCAGCACACUCUACUGCCAUCAGAUUGCCAGGCAAGAUUCCUAACUCGAAAAAACUCUUCAAAGAUGAGUUGACCGAAUUAACAGAAGCAUUUAAUAUCAUGACUGACGAAUUGGAUAAACAAUAUGCACAUUUGGAAGACAGAGUGAAACUGAGAACAAAAGAGCUUGAAGCCUCGAAGAUCGAGGCCGAAGCAGCAAAUGAGGCUAAAACGGUUUUCAUUGCAAACAUUUCUCACGAAUUAAGAACACCUUUGAAUGGUAUAUUGGGUAUGACUGCUAUUGCCAUGGAUGAAUCUGAUCAUACCAGAAUCCACGACUCUUUGGAAUUAAUUCACAGAUCGGGAGAGUUACUUUUGCAUAUCUUGACGGAGUUGUUAACUUAUUCCAAGAACACCUUAAAUAGAUCCAAGUUGGAAAAAUCCAACUUUCAAAUCUUGGAGGUGGUGGAUCAAGUUAAAUCCAUUUUUACCAAAUUGGCCUUAGAUCAAAGAGUCAACUUUAAGAUUUUGAUCAAACCCAAUGUCAUCAGAAAAUUAGUCCUCCACGGAGAUUCUAAUAGAAUCAUUCAAAUUGUUAUGAACCUUGUAUCCAAUUCAUUGAAAUUCACACCUGUCGAUGGAUCAGUCGGAGUUACAUUUAAAUUGUUGGGAGAGUACGAUUAUCAGAAGUCUGCUGGGGAAAACUUUGCAAAGGUAAACAUUUUGCCCAAGUAUAACAAAAAAGAAUCGCCCUCCUCUUCAAAUGGAGACAGCACUUUAUUAAACAAAUCGAACAUCUCAGAGAUAAAGCCCAUUUCCAAAAAAAAGGUAGAUACAGACUUAGAUAAUGACAACAUAAGUGUGGUGACACUUUCAACAGCGGAGUACGAAAAUAACAUAUUCGAGUCACAGUUUAAUCAUAUGAAACCGUUACCCAAGACUCCAUCUGGAGCCAGCUCGGUGCAUUCCAUUGGAAGCAUCAGAAAACAUGACACUUCUUCAAUACUUUCAAGAAAGUCGGUUGAAGUGGCUAAAAACUCUGACUCCAGUACCUCAUCAGUGCUUAAUGAAAAAAUCACCGAUUCAUCAUCUGACGGAAAAGAAAAUGGUCUACUCCCUCCACACUCUGAAGUGGCUGAACUCCAUAAUUCAAGCGUGGCCAAUACUACUGUCGGUACCUUCUAUGACAACGCAAAGAGAAACAGUGUUGUCUCGAAUCUUGGUACCAAUGAAAUGGUCAAAAAUAGCAAGACUUACAGAAUUAGAAACAUGUACAAGCCUAAGACCUGGGCAAUUCAAAUUGAAGUCACUGACACAGGUCCGGGUAUAGAACCAGCCUUACAAGAAAAGGUAUUUGAACCAUUCAUCCAGGGCGAUCAAACGUUGUCUAGAAGUUAUGGUGGUACUGGUCUUGGUCUUUCGAUCUGCAGACAGUUAGCCACUAUGAUGAAAGGAACGUUGACAUUGAAAUCAUCUGUGGGGCAGGGAUCCACAUUUACUUUCACUGUACCGUUGCCACAAACGGGAGAGAUUGUGGUUCUGGAUGAAGAUAUGGACGAAUUCUGUAACGACGAAUAUAAUCCUAAUGCCAGGAUGAACAGAAAGGUUGUGUUUGAAAACACGGAGAUAUCUGAAAACGAGACUCCUGAGGACAAGAUGGACUCCAGCUUCGAAACGCCGGAAGUCAAGAUUAUAGAAAGCGGAGACGAAUCACCCAAAUCCAAUAUCAGAAGUAGAGACAUCAAAUCUGGCGAUGACCUGAUUUCAGAGCACUCUCAUACCAGCGAAGAAAAGCGCAAACAUAAUUUUAAGAUAGAGAUCCCAUCUAGAACAACAUUGCUCGAAAAGCCUCAAUUAAUUGCCAGGUCAUCUACGGGAACUGCGAAUUCUAACAACGGCAGUGAACGCAACGACUCACUGCAUAAUCUACUCGACGACUUGUCGGAUCUUCACAUUUUGGUCGCAGAAGAUAACUUAGUGAAUCAAGAGGUCAUCAAGAGAAUGUUGCAUUUAGAAGGAUUCCACAACGUCACCAUGGCCUGCAACGGUGCAGAAGCGGUGGAGUUGGUCAAGGAAUCAAUAGGCAACUUGCAUCCCUACGACGUGAUCUUGAUGGAUGUUCAAAUGCCCAAAAUCGACGGGUUGCUCGCCACGAAGAUGAUCCGGAACAACCUCAACUACGACCGGCCCAUCAUCGCGCUCACCGCCUUUGCUGACGAGAGUAAUGUCAAGGAAUGCUUGAACAGUGGCAUGAGUGGCUUCUUGGCCAAGCCAAUCAGGCGAGCCAACUUGCGCAAGACCAUCGUCAAGUUCAGCCCUGUGCUUUUGAGCGAGGUGGUGACUACGCCACAGACAUUCAACGGAGACGAAAAGAGGCUCCAGUAA
Suhomyces tanzawaensis NRRL Y-17324 is the source of this 3717-nucleotide messenger RNA. It is a transcript of the gene SLN1, whose product is annotated as Sln1p. Gene Ontology annotation, cellular component: membrane. Gene Ontology annotation, biological process: phosphorelay signal transduction system; protein autophosphorylation. The record is from RefSeq and is a predicted model, not a curated record. Bases 1 to 3717 code for a protein of 1238 amino acids. Gene Ontology annotation, molecular function: histidine phosphotransfer kinase activity; phosphorelay sensor kinase activity. The transcript is spliced from 2 exons. NCBI's taxonomy places the organism in Eukaryota, Fungi, Ascomycota, Pichiomycetes, Serinales, Debaryomycetaceae.